Messenger RNA from Morus notabilis, 1224 nucleotides. RefSeq names its product bidirectional sugar transporter SWEET1. Gene Ontology annotation, cellular component: membrane. Gene Ontology annotation, biological process: carbohydrate transport. Lineage: Eukaryota; Viridiplantae; Streptophyta; Magnoliopsida; Rosales; Moraceae. The transcript is spliced from 6 exons. The coding region runs from base 172 to 900 and encodes 242 amino acids. Gene Ontology annotation, molecular function: sugar transmembrane transporter activity. The record is from RefSeq and is a predicted model, not a curated record.
UUCCUACCAAACCCCAUUUGUCAGUUGUGAAGAACAGACCUGAAGUUCUUCAGACACUUGUUUCAUCAAGUUUUUUGUUUUUGUUUUCCAUUUUUUCUUCUGAGGAUUUUGUGUUUUCCUCAUCUGGGUUCUUCUCAUCUUUCUUGGUAAAAUUGAAAGAGUUUUUACUCAAUGGAUGUUCUGCAUUUCGUCUUCGGAGUCUUUGGGAAUGUUUUUGCUCUGUUUCUCUUCUUGGCACCAACGAUUACUUUUAAGAGAAUCGUAACGAAGAAGUCCACAGAACAAUUCUCAGGCAUUCCGUACGUCAUGACUUUGCUCAAUUGCCUCCUCUCCGCUUGGUAUGGACUGCCGUUCGUGUCCCCAAACAACAUAUUGGUAUCAACGAUCAACGGCACAGGAGCAGUGAUCGAGACGGUAUACGUGUUGGUGUUCAUCAUAUAUUCUCCGAAGAGAGAGAAACUCAAAAUAUCAGGCCUCUUUGCUUUCGUUAUCACUGUUUUCGCAAUUGUGGCUUUGGUCUCACUUUUCGCCUUGCAUGGCAAAGGGAGAAAACUCUUGUGUGGCCUCGCCGCCACUAUUUUCUCCAUCGUCAUGUACGCCUCGCCUCUAUCAAUCAUGAGAACGGUGAUUAAGACGAAAAGCGUGGAAUUCAUGCCUUUUUUCUUGUCUUUGUUUGUCUUUUUGUGUGGUACUUCCUGGUUCAUCUUUGGCCUGCUUGGCCGUGACCCUUUCAUUAUAGUGCCAAACGGUUUCGGCUGUGGCCUUGGAGCAACACAGCUUGUUUUGUACUUCAUUUACCGGGACAGAGGGUCCAAGAAGCCCACUCCAGAAGAAUCGAUAGAGAUGGGCCUUUCAAAGCCCAAUCAAAAUAACAAGCAGUUGAAUGCAAAUGGGGUCUAAGAUGGGCCCACCUCCUCGGGACAAGUGUUGGAUUCUAACUGAACCACGCGGCCCAAGCUACGCUCUCAGUCUUAUCACCACUUCUUCUCCACUUGAUCAUCAUUUCAAAAUUGGCUUCGACUAAUCGAAAGCAAACGAAGGAUGUUUUCGGUGAAUCUUUUAAGCUCUUUUUUUGAGUGGUUAAGAACUCGUGUUUCUUUUUUGCUUAUUAUGUGAGUUUUGUUCUCUUGUUUGUUUGUUGUAUCGUAAUCGUAUCAUAUAUGUUUUACGUGCAUAAAAAUUCAAGAAUGCUCUAACAGAGCUCUCUUGAAUUUGUGGGGAAAA